Molecule: messenger RNA, 1665 nt
Organism: Solanum dulcamara
Lineage: Eukaryota; Viridiplantae; Streptophyta; Magnoliopsida; Solanales; Solanaceae
Product: clp protease adapter protein ClpF, chloroplastic
Exons: 9
Coding region: 264-1274 (336 amino acids)
Molecular function (GO): protein binding; DNA binding
Source: RefSeq, a predicted model, not a curated record
GCAGUGAACUAUAAAAUCACACAAAAAAACAAAAAGAAAGCAAAAUAUCAAUGGUGGGUAGAAUGAAAAAUUAGUGGACACUAUUUAUCAAUCAACAGUGACCAGUGACCACCGUCCGGCAGAAAACACAACUUUCCGGUGCGUCCGUAAAACUCCGAUCUUCUUCUCCGGUGAUAUUUCUGCAAAUUAACUUUAUUUCAGAAGUAGAUUGAACGGAAAGGAAAAUAGGUUCUUUGAAGGAGGGGUUGUCCUGAACAGUAGCCAUGGUGCAAAGUAUGUCAAUGAGCACUCUUGCAACUUCUAGAUAUUGCGGAGUUUGUGGAUACACCUGUUUGAGGAGGCAGUUUGGACAAAUAAAAGAAACCACGAUAGGUUUUGGGGAAAGUCAAUUUGUUUGGAAUGAUCAUCGGAAAAGCUUGUCCUUUGCAACCCACAUUGAUAUGCUAAAGCCGAGGAAUUUGAGAGUUCAAGCUGGAUGGUUGUUUAAAGGAGGUGACCAAAGCUCAGAAGCAAGCAUUGAGCGUAGCGAGAAUGCCAAUGAAGAUAUAUUGAUGUUCUUUUUCCAGCUGGACCUGGCUACACGCGUGCAGUAUGCUUUGAAUGUGGAGCAGUAUGAAAUUGCACAACAACUAAGAGAGAAGCUCACUGAGGUGGAAUCAGAGGUUUUGAGGCAGCAGGAAUCCAGAAGGGGAUCAGCCUCAAAGAGUGAAGCUCAAGAUAUGGCUAUAAGCAUCUUGCGUCUACGUGCAGACCUGCAGAAUGCAGUUCAGAGUGAAAAUUAUGAUUUGGCAGCUAAAUUACGAGAUGAAAUUUCCAAGAUAGAGGCAGAAUCUCUGACUGCAUCAAUAAGAGCUCAGGCAUAUGAAAAUGCUCAAUAUGCAUUUCGAUUAGGCCAGAAAGUGAAGCACAAGAAUUUUGGAUAUCGUGGUGUUAUAUGUGGGAUGGACCCAAUAUGUUGUGAAUCAAAUUCAUGGAUGGAAAAUGCUCGAGUAGAAAAGUUGACUCGUGGUUCUGAUCAACCAUUUUAUCAGGUGCUGGUGGAUGUACAAGCAGAUCCCAAUCUGUUAGUAGCAUAUGUACCCGAGGAAAGUUUAGUGGUGCCUAACGAACCAGAUAAGGAUCGAUUUGAUCAUCCCUACGCCUCAUUCUUAUUUUAUGGGGUGGAUACUGCCGGAGAUUUCAUACCAAUCAAGCAGCUGCGCGAGAAGUACAACAAACCUCGGCAUGAGGUGCCUUACGAUCCGGACAACGGGAAGAGUGGAGAAAGUUCCUAGAUGUGACCAGGAGAUGUUCUCCUAUAGGCAAGAUUUGAAUAUAUGAGAAAUUCCAUUAUGGUGGGGUUUACCUCAUUUUGAAAGACUGCACAAUAUCCUCAGAAUACAGAAUACAAUUGUGGAGGCUCUUGUAUAGUUCUGGAGAUUUUGGAUGACCAUGACCAAACUAGAUGGGGCUUCUGUUAUUGUCAGCCAGUUUCAACAGAAAAUGGUCAAUGUAUAUUGAUGUUUUACUUCAAUUCUCCUUUAUAUUUUCCUUUUUUUUUAUUAAAAAAAAUUUCAUCUCAAGUACAACAGAUGAAAAUCUUUCAAUAAUGAAGUCCAAACUCCCAAGUGUUCAUGUUGAGAGUGAUACCAAAUUGUCAACUCUAUUUAGUGUUGUUGAUUGGAA